AUGGACCCGCAAAGUCCCCCUCCGUUACUCUCGAUGUCUAGCUUGCCACCCCUCGAAUCGAUCUUAAGACAGUUACGCCGCCAGCCCACAGCAACUCUUGACACCGAAUUACUUCCUGUGUCUCGUCCAAUGAUAACAUUCAAUGAGCUCAAAAACCUGCGGUUCCGAGCGCAAGCCUACUUUUCCCUAUUUUCCCCUGUCCACAGUCUUCCACCAGAGCUGCUGGUGGAAAUGUUCACGUAUGUCGCGCAUUCGUUGGAUCUGGAGGGAGCCGGGAAGAAUUUCAAGACUGACGUAAAACGAGUUGCGAAUGGCCACGUUCUGGCGCUUGCGCACGUGUGCGUGUCGUGGAGGAGGAUUGUAUGGGACACACCGGCACUUUGGGACCGCCUAGACGCCAUGGCAAUAAAUCAAAGCAGGGUAAAAUACGGGCAUGCACUGACUGGGCGCUUGCUCGACUUCUCCGAAAACCGAUGUCGCGACGGGCUCUUUGACAUUCGUGUCCACAUUCCCAGGGGUGUUUAUUGUCCUUCCGACCUGUUUCCCUAUGUAAUGCACCGCAUUUCUGGCUGCAAGCACCUUCAUAUCGCAUCCCUCCGCACGGAGGCCGGGAUUCACCAUCUCGCCGAAGUGGCUGCUUCGAACGUACAAUCCCUUCAGUCUCUCAGGCUCACGGCCCAAAUUGUCCCUCCUCCGGGCUCUCUUGAUUGGAUGGCUGACGCGCGCUCAUUGCAAAAAUUAUCCAUUAGUGCCUCCCUUGCACGCCAGAUUCCCGCCGAAUGCUUCCAGAGACUACGGUCGUUCACGUGCACGACGUAUCCCCAGUUUCUACGAGAAGCGCUUUCGGUUAUCGCCCGACUUCCGCCAGCACUUGACUAUCGAUUACUGGUAUAUCCAAGCCAGUUCGAUGUGAUCCCACCAGAGGAAACAACAUCGUAUAUCCAGAGUAUGACGCUUGGAGGUGGUAAUCUGCAUGAGGUAAAAUUCGUUUCACCGGAAGAGGCUGUCUGGGAGGCAUUUGCGUGGAUUUUCAACAGUGUCACGCUCCCCAGUCUGCGGACCAUUUCCUUCGUCAAAGCAGCAUCAACCAAUCGGACAGACCCCCUCCCACUUCCUUGGCCGCAUGCGUACUUUCUGGCUAUGGCCCAGCGCUCGUCGUUCGAAACGCAUCUGUUGUGCUUAAACCUCGUUGGGGUGGACAUCUCGCUGGAGCAGCUGGAAGAGUGUCUCGACAAUUUGCGCGUCCUCGAAAGCUUGGCUUUGGGCGACGAGCUGCAGCCCCGGCAAGACAUAGACGAACACCAGCAUCCUACUAUCCAACUGCUAUUGCAGACUCAUCCACCCGUGCAAAUCUCAUCAUCGCUCUUGGACCGGCUCAUUGCUUGCGACCGACACGAGACUCUCGUUCCGCGCCUGUCAACAUUGACCCUGCAUACCAAAUGCAACUUCGUCGACACCGUAUUCACUGACUUGCUCCGCUCGCGCGUCUCACUGUGCACCAGUGCCGAUGGAGGAGGGCGCUUUACCUGCCACGUAUACGUGCUCCGCGGCUGUUGGACCGGAGACGGGAUCACAGAGAAUCGGCGCCAGAGAUUGAUGAACCAGGUUUCUGACCUGCGGCAAAGUGGCACCCUCAGGUUUUCAUUUUCAGCUUUGUAA
This is a messenger RNA of Mycena indigotica, 1659 nucleotides long. RefSeq names its product F-box domain-containing protein. Bases 1 to 1659 code for a protein of 552 amino acids. Lineage: Eukaryota; Fungi; Basidiomycota; Agaricomycetes; Agaricales; Mycenaceae. The transcript has a single exon. Gene Ontology annotation, molecular function: protein binding. The record is from RefSeq and is a predicted model, not a curated record.